CCACGAUAUACCAAACGUCAUAAUUAACGCAUUCACGACUCGCUCACUGUGAACCGUGCUUCUCAUGCCACUGAAAGGAAUAAACACACACACACACACACAAGCGAGACACACUCGCUUCAUCUAUGCAUUCGUGUGUGUGUCGUCACCUGUUGGUACUUGACGAAGGGAAUGUGUGAGGCCGGCCGGGUGCUCGCCAAGGCAGCAGAUAUGUCGGCAGCACUCACAGCCUCCAAUCCAACACCACACGCACAAUCUGCUGCUCCGCUCUCAUGGGGCUGUGGUAUGCCCUCUCUGCAGCCCUCGCCGCCCGUCUCGCCCUCCUGCGGGGCGCAGUCAGCAGUGGGCGAAGACUCGAGCCGCUGGAGGAGCCUCCUCAGAGGUCUCAUGGCGGCCUCUUUGCACAGCAGACGAAUGUCCGAGCCCGAAAACCCCUGGAAAAGAGGCGAUGGUGUCAUGAACAGAGGGGUUCCGAUACUAGCGGUAUGCGUCACCUCAGUGCGUCUGGCAAAGUCACUGAAGUCCAGGGGCUCUGCCGCUCCCUGGAUGACAAACACAGAGAUACGCACCCACCUGUGUGCACCAGGAAUUCACCCAUCGCACACCCCACCCCACCGGCGGCAGAAAGUGCCUGAAGAGGGAAGUGCGUGCAGCAGGGUCAGGGAGAUCCACCAGUAUCUGACGGCACCGACAACGAUCAUGGAGACGCAACACAGCCCACAAAGACGGAUCCGAUCCGCACUUACUGUACCCUCUUUUCGAAUCUUCUGAGCAUUGCAGCAUCGAGGUCCCAAGGUAGGUUAGAUGCAGCGAGGAGGAAGACCCCCCCGUCGUGUUGGCUGCCCAGCAGCCCGUCCAUCUGGAUGAGCAGCUCGGUCUUCAUCCGUCGGCUGCCCUCGUGCUCAGUGUCGGCCGCCCCUCUUUGGCUCAUGAUGGCGUCCAUCUCAUCUGCAUCAGUGCAAGGUAUGGGGGGUCGGUCAGCAGAUAUGUGUGUGGGCAUGGCUGUAAGCACCGAUGAAGAUGGUGGAUGGCUGGUGGUGUCUCGCCAGCUCAAACAAGACACGGACCAGCUUCUCGGAGUCUCCCCUCCAUUUGCUGACGAUGGAUGAGGCGCUGAUGUUGAAGAAGGUGGUGCGGCACUCGGUCGCGACGGCCUUCGCUAGCAGUGUCUUGCCCGUGCCGGGGGGACCGAAGAGCAGGAUCCCCCGCCAUGGCGCCAACAAGCCCGUGAAGAACCUGACGUAGCGGAAACAAAGGGGGUCUGUGUGGGUGUCUCGGUGCUUUCGUCCUGCUCACUGCGGAUAUUUGUGUGGCAUGACGAUGGCCUCCUUCAGCAGAGAUUUGGCCUGCACACAGAUGCACGCAUCCAUGGACAAGGGACGGCGUCUCUAGAGCGACAAUGGCUGACCCUGUCCAGGCCGAUGAUGUCAUCCCACGGCACCCCGGGAUUGCUCGUGCAUAUGUCUCUGCGUAGGGACCAACAAAAGCCAUGGACGUCAUCCUGAUCCGUCUGCCCGUUUGAACAACUGGUCUGACUGACCUUGUGAUGAUUUGUGUCAGCUCCUGCCUCUCUGUAUCGAAGGCGGCGACGGGCGGACAAGGCCUCAACAGCUGACUCGAAUAAUACUCAGACCCCGCGUCAGGCGCCCCAGCAGAAGAAGACACCUGCCCCCCCGCUCCCUUGUUCUUUCUCACAGCCUGUCCCGUCAGCUGUAGCAGGGGCCCGUCACCACUCCCCGCACCCAGGUUCUGUGUCACGGACGGCAAGUCGUCAUCUUCAUCAGGAGCCGACGAUGACGCCGCAUCGGCCACACCGCUCUUGCUGGACCCCUUUCUUUCUCUCGCCCUCCUGGCAGCGAUUUGUUUGGUCUUUGGGCUGAGCGCUGGCUGAGGAUUGGUGCCUGGGGAUGAAUAGCGCCGGGGAGGAGGUGGGGGCAUGGGGUGGGAGGGCAUGUCGGUCUGAGCGAGGCGGGGGAGCACACCCCCUGCGUUGUGGUUGAGGUGUGAGGCGCUGCUGGGGCAAGGCCGUGCGGUGGCUGCCUGAGUCCCGGACUUCCUUGUGAACCUUGGCGCCUUGUCGAAACGCAGCUGAUACCACUCCUCGUACUCCUGCACAGCACGAUAGGCACACGCAAGGCAAGCAGAAUGCCGCCUCUCCUCUCCUUCCUUCGGUAGACCUGACUGACCUGCAUGACGUGCAUGAGAUCCAUGUUGUCCGCGGCAUCCACCUUGUCAAGAUCAACGCCGGUCUCCCGCUGGAUCUCACGAGCGCUCUCAACAUACCUGCAGCCAAGAGGCCACAGAUAUAUGAUGCACAGAACAGCAGGCACCGGUGGCACGCGUGGCCAGGCCCUGCCCACCCCUGAUCCAGCAAGAAUCGUGUAGCGAGGACCACUGCGCUUUUCCUCCUCUCCUGUGCCCGUUUCUCCUCCGUGAGGCGCGACUCGCCCUCCGCUUUGAUGCGGGAAUACACCGACGGCAGGCUCGACAU
Molecule: messenger RNA, 2491 nt
Organism: Vitrella brassicaformis
Lineage: Eukaryota; Vitrellaceae
Source: the annotation of a GenBank genome assembly